This is a messenger RNA of Aquila chrysaetos chrysaetos, 863 nucleotides long. It is a transcript of the gene GPX4, whose product is annotated as glutathione peroxidase 4. NCBI's taxonomy places the organism in Eukaryota, Metazoa, Chordata, Aves, Accipitriformes, Accipitridae. The transcript is spliced from 7 exons. The record is from RefSeq and is a predicted model, not a curated record. Gene Ontology annotation, molecular function: glutathione peroxidase activity. Gene Ontology annotation, biological process: response to oxidative stress.
AGGCCGGAGGCGGUGAGGCGCGAUGGGAUGGGGUCGGGCGGUGCGGCGGGCGCUGCAGUGCGGGGCGGCGGUGGUGGCGGCGCGGGGCCCGGCCCGGAGCAUGUGUGCCCAGGCGGAGGACUGGCGCUCGGCCAAGGCCAUCUAUGAUUUCCACGCCCGAGACAUCGAUGGCAACGACGUCUCUCUGGAGAAGUACCGAGGCUACGUCUGCAUCAUCACCAACGUGGCUUCAAAAUGAGGAAAAACCGCUGUAAACUACACUCAGCUUGUUGACUUGCACGCCAGAUACGCUGAGAGGGGUUUACGCAUCUUGGGCUUUCCCUGCAACCAGUUUGGAAAACAGGAGCCUGGGGACAACGCUCAGAUUAAGGCAUUUGCUGAAAACUACGGUGUGAAGUUUGACAUGUACAGUAAGAUCGACGUCAAUGGGGACGAUACCCACCCGCUCUGGAAGUGGAUGAAGGAGCAGCCCAAAGGAAGAGGCACCCUGGGCAAUGCAAUAAAAUGGAACUUCACUAAGUUCCUCAUUAACCGGGAGGGCCAAGUGGUGAAGAGGUACAGUCCCAUGGAGGAUCCCUAUAUCAUCGAGAAGGACCUGCCUGCCUAUCUGUAGACCUGUUCAUCUCGCCCCUGCACUGUCCCUUCACCCCAGCAUCGGCUCUCCUGCUGCCUGUAGAGUCUUCUCAUCCAGCCCCAAUGACGGUCUGUCUUCAAGCCAGCUUGCUGGUGAGGCAGACCUGAAGAUCUGGCGUGCACCUGCUGGAAGAAGGCUUCAGGGAGCCGGCGGCUGCUGCUGGGCAACUCUUUUCUCUGGGCAUAGGGCAAGAUCUGGUGCCCCCUUGCAAUAAAUACAUUAGAAAUGA